Messenger RNA from Monascus purpureus, 930 nucleotides. The record is from the annotation of a GenBank genome assembly. NCBI's taxonomy places the organism in Eukaryota, Fungi, Ascomycota, Eurotiomycetes, Eurotiales, Aspergillaceae.
AUGCCUUCUAACAUCCAGAAUGACAAUUCCCCUCAGCCCCAACCACUCUGCCCGCACAAUCCAGGAAACACAGGCUGGCAAGAACGUCUAGCCAAGUGGAACGCAGAAGGUGGUCGCUAUAGAAACCUAGAUGCCACUACACCCGCUAACAGUGACAGUAGCAGCAGUAGCAGUAGCUCACAGCAGAGUGUCUUCUUCCAUCGGGACCCGACCAGUACAUCCAGCAUGGAUCGCGGAAUCUCCAUUGAGACACCUACUACCUUCUUCGUGCGUGGCGAGAGACCCGAGGGACGACGAAUCGUGGAUACCCUCCGCGGUCCCCGCCAUGAAUGCACAGCGUACGAAGACAUUAUCGCUCCCACAUGCAAAUGCGAUAUCUGCGAUAAGCGGAACGAGCUCGGGAUCAUGCGCUGUGUCGAUUGCGGGUGGCAGAGCUGUCGGCCAUGUAUCCAGCGAUGGAGACCUAGGGGGAGAGGCAAUGGCAGCGGUAGCGAGGAUGCAGCCGCUCGCAAUGCCAAUGACGACGAUGACAACGACCGCCGUAGUUCUACCAUUUCGGCAGCAGGAGAGCACGACGGAGAAACCGAGAGCGUGCUCGAAGGCGCCAAUGCCCUCAUGCAGCUUCAUCGGGAGACCCUAGCGGUUCUUGACAAACUGGAUAACGGAACUCUGACCAUGCCUAGUGAAGGACCGCCCAGCCCCGAAGGUCAUCAGCAACAGCAGCGUAGUGACGGCCCGCAUUCUGCCAUUGCUGGUCCUAGUACUAAAGCUGCGGUACCCCUAACGCAAACUGACAAGUUACAGAUGAUGGACGUCUCCAUGCAGUCUGGUUCGGCCAUGGACAAGAACAAUGAUACCCAUGGUCGCCAGUUCAACACGCGUCGACGUGCAAAUGCUCUGGUCUGGAACUGGUUGGGCACUUGGCAUUAA